AUGAACGUCAGGGAAAAGCCGGUAUUGUCAGAUACUGAUAUUGGCUCAGUUAAGAGUAUUGCGGACAGAGAAAAGAAAAUUUUAAGGUAUUAUUACUACAUCUACAACGGUAUCAAUACUGACGAUGUGGCUCCAAUCGAUGAAGAAUGGACACAACGUAUAGAGUCUUCAAUUAAGGCAAAUCUCCGGAAACCUACUCACAUGGCACUAAUAGAAAAGCUGGAAGAUGAAAUACGCGAAGAUUAUUUCCUCAGUGUAAAGAAAGCCAUCGUGAAUUUUACUAUGAAUGACUCUUCGGAUUUAAAACAAGAUUUAAUCGGACCAUCCAUAAUCUCCGAUGAGAAUACCGAAGAGCAGCGAGCAUCAGAGCGUCGUAAAGAAUUAUUCAUUGUACCCAAACCAUGGCAUUCAUCAUUUUUAUCAGCGUAUAAGUAUUGUCAAAGAAACUUAUUUAUAACAAACAUCUGCAUCCAUCAGUUAUUAAAUUUAUGGCAUACAAAAUUUGCAGAUUUAAGACUAAUUAAUGUGCAGGAAUUGUAUUCAGAAUCGUCUGCUCUAGAAUUAUCGGCAUUUCAACAAAUUUGUGUAAAACACAUUGAAACGACAAAAGAAAAAUUGAUCAAACAAUGGCUUAACGAUAUACAAAAUAUAAUCUUUCAAGGAAAUAAACGUAAACUUGUUCCGACUAAUGAUGAUCCAUUGAAAGCUGAAGCAUUUUAUAGAUGUGCAGCCACAUUGAUGACAGAGCAUUUACAAAUACUUGGGUUAAUUUCAAUGUUGGAUUAUAAAAAUCUUGUUUGUCAAUCCUUAACUAAUUCAAAUGGUCUACAGCAUCCUGGAUUUAUUGUACGCCUUGUUUUAGAUGAGAAUAUAGUGAAAUUUGAGCCAUCCAUAGAAGAAUUUGAAAGUAAACUAUUGAAUAUAUUCGAUUAUAUGCAUGAAGUGAUUCAAAGUAUUCCUAGGAUUGAAACUCGCCUUUAUUCAGAUUGGAAAUCUGAGAAUACCACAUUACAUCCAAUUAUAUUAAGUGAAAUUAUCGAAGAACGUAAAUUUGAAGUCAAACAAAUGUUAUCAUUACAAAUUAAAGGACCAGAAUCACAUAUACGAGAAUAUGAUAAAUAUCAAUUUCUGGUCAACAGAGAAGCUGAACAAAACAUUGAAUUGUUAUUAAAUCCACCGGUACCGGAACUAACAGUUCAAGCUACUGAAUCUACUGAUGAUGAUGAUCUACAGGAAAAUCUUGAUCAACAAGAUGAAUUCGAUGAAACAGGAGAAAAAGAUGUUUUUGAAAGCAGACCAAUCGGACCAUCAUUUGAAGAAUUGACACAUGAAUUGUUAAAAUAUGAUCGUUUAGUGAAAAAAAUUCAAUAUGAUUCUAGACGUAUAGUUCAGUUGGGAUUGUUUGAGGUACAUUGUGAUGAAUUGAUUCGUUCGUUAACUAAACGCGCUGAAAGUAUCGCAGAUCGUGUUUUGGAACGAAUUUUAGAAGAUCAUAGAAUAAUGAACAAAAAUUUAAUUAAAGAAUUUGAAAUUAUCAGCGCUAAAGCUCUAACUGUUCCAACUGAUAUUGCACAUAUGAUGCAAAUCAAUGAGUUUGUUGAUCGGACAGAAAAAGUCACAAUGAAUAAUUUAGAACGUGAACUAAGUAAUUCCAAAGAUCGUUUAUUAUUUCUCAUGGAUCAUGCACAAUUAAAUCCAUCCGAUAUGCAAAUCAAUAGUCAAGUUUUUGAAUGGUAUACACGUAUGACUGAAGUAUUUAAUGAAAGUCGAAAUAUUGCCAAAAUGAAACGUGAAGAAUUCGAAAUCGGUCUUAGGUAUAAACGUGAAAAAUUUAUUGAAGAAAUUGAAGCAUAUCGAAAAAAAGUGGAUAAAUUUCAAGCUUAUGGAGAUAUCAAUCAAGUCGAGCGUUAUUUGAAGAAAGCAGAAAGUUUAAAUUCCAAAUUAGAAUUAGCUUUAACUAAAAUAGAUGGAUUCAAUGCAGAUGAAGAAGCAUUGAAAUGGGAAGUCACAUCCUAUCCAUUACGUAAUGAAGUACAAAAUAUAUUGAAGCCAUUUUUAAGUCUGUAUAAAAUAGCAGUAGAAUUCAAUCAAAAACAUAAUGACUGGAUGGAUGGACCGAUGGAUAAAGUUGAACCAGAACAAGUCGAUAUGGAUGUCACGAACUAUUAUCGUAAUUUAUUCAAAUUGGAAAAAACAUUUGAAACUUUACCAGCACCACGGACAAUCGCUACACAAGUUCGUGAAGAAAUUGAAGAAUUCAAAGAACAUUUACCAUUAGUUACUGCAUUAUUUAAUCCAGGUUUACACGAAAGACAUUGGGAACAAAUUUCAGAAAUUGUUGGUUUUAAACUGAGUAAUCAAGAUGAAGGAAUGUGUUUGGCCAAAUUGAUUUCAAUGCAUCUUGAACCAUAUAUACCUAAAUUUGAUUCAAUCUCUGAAGCUGCUAGUAAAGAAAAUAGUCUUGAAAAAACACUAGAUAAAAUGCACAAAGAAUGGGAACCAAUAGAGAUCAACUUGGUACCAUAUCGUGACAGUGGUACAUUGAUAUUGUCUUCAGUGGAUGAAAUACAAGUAAUGUUGGAUGAUCAUAUUGUGAAAACGCAAACAAUGCGUGGAUCACCUUUUGUCAAACCAUUUGAGGUGGAAAUCAAAGAAUGGGAAGAGAAGUUAAUUUUAACUCAAGACAUAUUAGAUGAAUGGUUAAAAGUACAAGCCACAUGGUUAUAUCUUGAACCAAUAUUUAGUUCACCUGAUAUUAUGGCACAAAUGCCAGAUGAAAGUAGAAAAUUUACUACAGUUGAUAAAAUAUGGAAAGAUUUAAUGAAAACUGCUAAUAGUGAUCGACAUCUGCUAAAUGUUAUCAUGAUUAAUAAAAUGUUGGAUAAACUACGUAAAUCAAAUGAAUUACUUGAAAAUAUAUUAAAAGGAUUAAAUGCUUAUUUAGAAAAGAAACGUUUAUAUUUUCCAAGAUUUUUCUUUUUAUCUAAUGAUGAAUUACUGGAAAUUUUAUCUGAAACAAAAGAUCCAACAAGAGUUCAACCACAUUUAAAAAAAUGUUUUGAAGGUAUUGCAUCGUUAGAAUUCACUAAAACAUUAGAUAUUACACAUAUGAAAAGUAGUGAAAAUGAAAUUAUUGAAUUGGUUGAUGUGAUAUCCACAUCAAAAGCACGUGGUUCUGUGGAAAAAUGGUUAUUAGAAUUAGAAGAUGAUAUGAUUCAUUCAGUACAAGUCAAUAUUAAUAAUGCAUUAAUGGAUUAUUUAGAAACACCACGUAAUCAAUGGGUUAAAAUAUGGUGUGGUCAAGCUAUAUUAGCCGGUUCAAUGUAUUAUUGGACAAUGAAUGUUGAAGAGGCAGUACAAAAUGGUUCUGAUGCUAUGAAGAAUUAUUUACAAGUAAACAAUCGGCAAAUAGAAGAAAUUGUUACUAUGGUUAGAGGACAAUUAUCUAAACAAAAUCGUACAACAUUACAAGCAUUGAUUGUAUUAGAUGUUCAUGCACGUGAUGUUCUAGCUGAACUUAUAUCACUUAAAUGUCAAUCCAACACAGAAUUUUCAUGGCUUAGUCAAUUACGUUAUUACUGGAUUGAAAAAAAGCUUGUGACGCGUAUGAUUAACUCACAUUUAAAUUAUGGUUAUGAAUAUUUGGGUAAUACUGGACGAUUAGUUAUCACACCAUUGACUGAUCGAUGUUAUCGAACGUUAUUUGGUGCAUUGCAUUUACAUUUGGGUGGUGCUCCAGAAGGUCCAGCUGGUACAGGGAAAACAGAGACAACAAAAGAUCUUGCAAAAGCAGUAGCUAAACAAUGUGUUGUAUUCAAUUGUUCCGAUGGACUGGAUUAUAUUGCGUUGGGUAAAUUUUUCAAGGGACUGGCAUCAUGCGGUGCUUGGUCAUGUUUCGACGAAUUUAAUCGUAUUGAUUUAGAAGUGCUUUCUGUAGUCGCUCAACAAAUUUUAACUAUUCAACGUGCAAUUCUUGCAAAUCAAACAAGUUUAAUAUUUGAAGGCACUGAAAUUAAAUUAGAUCAAACAUGUGCUGUAUUCAUUACAAUGAAUCCUGGUUAUGCUGGACGUUCGGAACUUCCGGAUAAUUUAAAAUGUAUAUUCUUUUUUGCUUAUGUUUGGUCAAUCGGUGCAACUACCGAUAAAGAUGGUCGAUUGAAAUUUGAUAAAUUAACACGUGAAUUAAUGAAUGGUGGUAUGAUGGAAGAGACAAGACAACGACUGGCAUUAAUUGAACCAGUUCCACCACCGAUUGAAGAUUAUAAACGUCCAUUCCCAAUAAAGAAAACAGUUUACGAUUAUAAAUUAGUAAUGAAAACCACUAAUACAGAAGGAACGGAAGAUGAGAUCCCAAUUAAUUGGGAGUUAUGGAGUGAAACUGUAAAGCUGGCGCCACCAAUACCUGCAGAUGCUACUUUCAAUGAAAUAAUCGUACCAACAGAAGAAACUGUUCGAUGUAAUCAUUUAUUAAAGUUAUUUGUUUUGAAUGAUAAACCAUCAUUAUUUAUCGGUCCAACUGGUACUGGGAAAUCAUGUUAUAUAAUGGAUUUUCUUAUGAACAGAGUGGAAAAAGACAUCUACAAACCGCAUACAUUGAAUUUUUCCGCACAAACUAGUGCAAAUCAAACACAAAAUAUUAUUUUAUCAAAAUUAGAUCGUCGACGUAAAGGUGUAUUUGGACCACCGAUGGGUAAAAAACUUAUUGUAUUUGUCGAUGAUUUAAAUAUGCCAAUCAGAGAAAUUUAUGGUGCACAACCUCCAAUUGAAUUAUUACGUCAAUGGUUAGAUCAUUGGAAUUGGUAUGAUUUAAAAACAAAUGAAUCAAUUCGAUUAAUUGAUUUACUUUUCAUUGGUUCUAUGGGUCCACCAGGAGGAGGACGUAAUGUGAUUACACCAAGAUUUUUACGUCAUUUAAAUAUUGUCACUGUUAAUGAAUUUGAUGAUCAUACAAUGAAAACAAUAUUUACAAGAAUUAUGGAUUGGCAUAUCGGUGUAAAAGGCUUUAGUCAAGAUUUUACUACAAUGCCAAAACAAAUAGUGGAGGCAACACUUGAAGUAUAUAAAGGUGCAUUACAAAACCUGUUGCCAACGCCAACCAAAUCUCAUUAUCUAUUUAACUUACGUGAUUUCAGUCGUGUUAUUCAAGGUAUUCUACUAUCGGUUCCUGAAUCAGCUGAAACCUUAGACUCUAUGAAACGUUUAUGGGUUCAUGAAGUAUUUCGUGUUUAUUAUGAUCGUUUAGUCGAUGAUGCUGAUCGUGAAUGGUUAUUCACUUUUAUACGACAAUGUGUCAAAACACAUUUGGAAGUGGAAUUCAAUACAUUAUUUCAACACUUAACUGGUGAUAAUGAAACUGAGGUCACAGAAGAUCAUCUUCGAUCUCUCAUGUUUUGUGAUUUUGCUGAUCCUAAAGGAAGACGUAAUUAUUCUGAAGUACAAGAUGUUGAACAAUUACGUAAAGUAACUGAAACUUAUUUAGACGAGUACAAUCAAUUAAGCAAGAAACCUAUGAAUUUAGUACUUUUCCGUUUUGCCAUAGAACAUGUAUGUCGUAUUGCACGCAUAUUAAAACAACCAAAAUCUCAUGCAUUACUUGUUGGUAUCGGAGGUUCAGGACGUCAAUCACUUACUCGAUUAGCUGCUCAUUUGUUAGAGUUCGACUUAUUUCAAGUUGAAAUCUCUAAAAAUUACGGUGUCAAUGAAUGGAAAGAAGAUUUAAAGCAUAUAUUGAAAAAAUCCAGUGAAACUGACAAUCACGCAGUUUUCCUAUUCACUGAUGUACAAAUUAAACAAGAAAGUUUUCUAGAAGAUAUUAAUAAUUUAUUAAAUGCUGGUGAAGUGCCAAAUCUUUAUGCAACUGAUGAAAAAACUGAAUUAUGCGAAAAAAUGCGUCAACUCGAUCGAACCAGAGAUAGAAAUAAACAGACCGAUGGUUCACCAACAGCAUUGUUUAAUUAUUUCAUACAACGUGUUCGUGAACAAUUACAUGUUGUUCUGGCAUUAAGUCCAAUCGGCGACUCGUUUCGUAAUCGUUUGAGAAAAUUUCCCUCGUUAGUUAAUUGUUGCACCAUUGAUUGGUUCCAGGCAUGGCCAGAAGAUGCUUUAACAGCUGUUGCUACACGUUCAUUGAAAGAUAUUGAAAUGGCUGAUGAUAUUCGUAAAGGUUGCAUUGAUUUGUGUAAAUUUUUUCAUACUAGUACAUGUACUCUAUCAAAUCGAUUCUUACUUGAAUUAGAUCGACAUAAUUAUGUGACACCUACAUCAUAUCUUGAAUUAAUCACUACAUUUAUAACAUUAUUAUCAAAAAAACGAACGGAAGUAUUAACUCAAAAAAGUCGUUAUGAAGUUGGUUUGGAAAAAUUAGGUAGUGCAGCUAGUGAAAUUAGUAUCAUGUCAGUGGAAUUACAGUCACUUCAACCGAAACUUGUACAAGCCAGUAAAGAAGUGGAUGAAGUUAUGGUUGUUGUGGAACAACAAAGUGCUGAAGCAGCGAAACAAGAAAAAGUUGUACGUGUUGAUGAAGCGGUAGCUGGUGAACAAGCAAGAGCUGCGGAAAAAAUGAAAGAAGAAUGUGAUAGUGAUUUAGCUGAAGCAAUACCAAUAUUAGAGUCAGCUUUGAAAGCUUUAGAAACAUUGACACCAGCUGAUAUUACAAUUGUUAAAACAAUGAAAUCACCACCAGCCGGUGUACGUUUAGUUAUGGAAGCUGUUUGUGUUGUGAAAGGCAUUAAACCCGACCGUAUCAAUGAUCCUGCUGGAACCGGUAGAAAAAUUGAAGAUUAUUGGGGUCCAUCAAAAAAACUACUCGGUGAUAUGAAAUUUUUAGAAAGUUUAAAAAAUUUCGACAAAGACAAUAUACCAACAGCGAUAAUGAAAACAGUUCGUGAUCGAUAUAUACCAAAUCCUGAUUUUAAACCAGAACGUGUUGCUGUUGCUUCAACCGCCGCUGAAGGUCUUUGUAAAUGGGUGAUCGCCAUAGAACGUUAUGAUGUCGUGGCAAAAAUUGUCGCGCCAAAAAAAGAAGCAUUAGCUAAAGCUAUGGCAGAAUAUGAUACAGCAAUGAAUGCGCUAAAUAUAAAACGUGCAGCACUCAAAGAAGUACAAGAUCGUUUAAAAUUAUUAACAGAUGAUUUAGAAAUGAAUAAACGUAAAAAAAUCGACUUGGAAAAUAAAGUUGAUUUAUGUACAAAGAAAUUAGAACGUGCUGAACAAUUGAUCGGUGGUUUGGGCGGUGAAAAAUCACGUUGGAUUGAAGCAGCUAAAUCACUUGGUAUACAAUAUACCAAUCUUACUGGAGAUAUAUUAAUUUCUAGUGGAUUAGUCGCGUAUUUAGGUGCAUUCACAUCAACAUUUCGUCAAAUACAAGUGAAAAUUUGGUUAGAUGAAAUUAUGAAAUAUUCAAUUCCAUGUUCAGAAACAUUUAGUUUAGUGCAUACACUGGGUAAUCCAGUUGACAUUAGAGCAUGGAAUAUUGCUGGUUUACCGACAGAUGAUUUUUCCAUUGAAAAUGGAAUAAUUAUUGCCAAUGCAAGACGUUGGCCAUUAAUGAUUGAUCCAACUAGCCAAGCGAAUAAAUGGAUAAAAAAUAUGGAGAAAAAGAAUAAUUUACAAAUUAUUAAACUAACUGAUACUGAUUUUGUUCGCACAUUAGAAAAUUGUAUACAAUUCGGUACACCGGUAUUACUAGAAAAUAUUGGUGAAGAAUUAGAUCCAACAUUAGAACCAUUAUUAUUAAAACAAACAUUUAAACAAGGAGGUGCAUUGUGUAUUAAAAUUGGUGAUUCUAUUGUUGAAUAUUCACCGGAAUUUCGUUUUUAUAUGACAACAAAGUUCCGAAAUCCGCAUUACUUACCAGAAACUUCAGUCAAAGUAACUUUAGUUAAUUUUAUGAUUACUGAAGAAGGUUUACAAGAUCAAUUAUUGGGUAUUGUAGUAGCACGUGAAAGACCAGAGUUGGAAGAAGAAAAGAAUAAACUCAUAUUACAAGGUGCUGCAAAUAAGAAAAAAUUAAAAGAACUGGAAGAUCAAAUUCUUGGUGUACUAUCCUCCUCAGAAGGCAAUAUUUUAGAAGAUGAAAGUGCAAUUAAAGUGCUGAAUUCAUCGAAAGAAUUAUCCAAUGAAAUAGCAGAGAAACAAGCAUAUUUUGAAGAAACUGAACAAAAAAUCGAUAUAGCCCGUUUAGGUUAUGUACCAAUUUCUGUGCAUACAGCUAUUUUAUUCUUUUCCAUAUCUGAUCUAGCUAAUAUUGAUCCAAUGUAUCAAUAUUCCUUAACCUGGUUUAUUAAUCUAUUCAUCAUGGGUAUUGAUAAUUCUGAGAAAUCCGAUAAUCUAGAAGAACGUUUGACUAAUCUACGAAAUUAUUUAACAUAUUCGUUAUAUUGUAAUGUAUGUCGAUCAUUAUUUGAAAAAGACAAACUACUAUUUUCAUUCUUACUUUCUAUCAAUAUGCUUCGACACGAAGGUAAAUUAGUUGAAGAAGAAUGGAGAUUUUUAUUAACCGGUGGUGUUGGUUUAGAUAAUCCACAUUCAAAUCCAUCUAGUUGGUUACAGAAUAAAUCAUGGGAUGAAUUAUGUCGACUCAAUGAGAUCACUGCUUUUGCUGGUAUACGUGAACAUUUUGCAAGUAAUCUUAAUGCAUGGAAACAUAUAUAUGAUAGUGUUGAACCGCAUAAUGAAAAAUUACCAGCUGAUUUAACACAGAUUAAAACACAAAUGCAAUUUCUUUGUAUACUACGUGUUCUACGACCGGAUAAAAUUGUACCAGCUAUACAAAAUUUUGUUUUAACAAAUUUAGGCAAAAAAUAUAUUGAACCGCCACCUUUUGACUUACCAGGUGCAUUUGGUGAUUCUUCAUCUACAGUUCCCUUAUUAUUUGUUUUAUCACCUGGUGCUGAUCCUAUGGUUGCAUUGUUGAAAUUUGCUGAAGAUAUGGGAUUUGGUGGUUCAAAAUUUGAAUCUUUAUCACUUGGUCAAGGUCAAGGUCCGAUAGCUUUAAAAAUGAUCGAACGUGGUAUAAAAGAUGGUACAUGGGUAUUAUUGCAAAAUUGUCAUCUAGCACCAAGUUGGAUGGGUAUAUUAGAGAAAACUGUGGAAGAAUUUAAUCCGGACACAACACAUCCAGAUUUCCGUUUAUGGUUGACAAGUUAUCCUAGUAAUGAUUUUCCUGUGUCCAUUUUACAAAAUGGUGUCAAAAUGACCAAUGAACCACCGAAAGGUUUACGUUUUAAUCUAUGGAGAUCUUAUUUAAGCGAUCCUAUUUCUGAUCAAGAAUUCUUCCAGUCAUGUCCAAAUCAACAUGCUUGGAAGAAGUUGUUAUUUGGAUUAGUAUUCUUUCAUGCUAUUGUGCAAGAAAGACGUAAAUUUGGACCGCUCGGUUGGAAUACACCGUAUGAAUUUAACGAAACAGAUUUACGUAUAUCGGUUCAACAGUUACAUAUGUUUCUUGGACAGUAUACCGACGUUCAAUAUGAAGCAUUGCGUUAUUUAACUGGUGAAUGUAAUUAUGGUGGUCGAGUUACUGAUGAAUGGGAUAGGCGUACUUUAAAAAAUGUUUUAAUGCGUUUCUAUUGUCCAGAAGUUGUUGAUCAAGUAAAACAUCCAUUCGAUUCAAGCGGAAUCUAUUAUGCACCUGAAGAUACAGAUUAUGAAAAUUAUAUUGAAUACAUAAAAACACUUCCAUUGAAUCCUGAUCCAGAAAUUUUUGGUAUGCAUCAAAAUGCUGAUAUUACUAAAGAUCAACAAGAAACUAAUUUAACAUUUGUUAAUAUACUUUUAACUCAAUCAAAAGGGACUUCAUCAUCUGGGAAAUCACUUGAUGAAAUAGUUGAUGGAGUUGCUGCUGAUGUUUUAUCUCGUCUACCGUCUAAUUUUGAUACAGAAAUAGUAUUAAGAAAAUAUCCAACAUGUUAUGAACAAAGUAUGAAUACAGUAUUAGUACAAGAAAUGGUUCGUUUCAAUGCACUCUUAAGUAUAAUACGUUCAAGUUUGAAAAAUAUUCGAUUAGCUAUUAAAGGUCUAGUAGUGAUGUCAUCGGAUUUAGAAGAUGUAGUAGCAGCAAUACUUGCUUCGAAAAUUCCCAAAUUAUGGAUGAAAAAAUCAUAUCCAUCCUUAAAACCACUUGGUUCUUAUGUAAAUGAUUUUCUAGCACGUUUGAAAUUUCUUCAGGUAUGGUAUGAACAAGGACCUCCACCGGUAUUUUGGUUAUCCGGCUUCUUUUUCACUCAAGCUUUUCUUACUGGUGUACAACAAAAUUAUGCACGAAAGCAUACAAUACCAAUUGAUUUGUUGUCUUUUGAAUUUGAAGUAUUAGACGACAUUAAGCAUACAGAUGCUCCAUCCGAAGGCGCUUACAUAUCUGGUCUAUUCGUAGAUGGUGCAAGAUGGGAUAGGAAUACAAAAAAAUUAGCAGAAGCUUUACCAAAAGUUUUACAAGAUACUAUGCCACCUAUUUGGUUAUUACCAAAGAAACGCAGUGAUAUUCAACCAAGACCCAGUUAUACAGCACCAGUUUAUAAAACAAGUGAACGUCGAGGUGUUCUAUCCACAACUGGACAUUCUACAAAUUUUGUGUUACCGAUUCUAUUAACAUCAGAUAAACCGGAAAGUCAUUGGAUUAUGAGAGGAGUUGCUUUAUUAUGUCAAUUAGAUGACUAAAUGCAGUGAUAAUAUAAGAAAUUUAAGUUCUGAAUGCUUGAUACACAAUUGCUAAUGCACAAAAACAACCAUACUUUUAUUGUAUUCAUAUCUUAGAAACAUACUUUAUAUAUAUAUAUAUAUAAC
Messenger RNA from Schistosoma turkestanicum, 10779 nucleotides. The record is from the annotation of a GenBank genome assembly. NCBI's taxonomy places the organism in Eukaryota, Metazoa, Platyhelminthes, Trematoda, Strigeidida, Schistosomatidae.